GCGGCCAAGAAAACACAUUCAUCACGCAGUCUGCUAACGGAUUUCCAGCGGUGUAGUUUACUAGCUUUUCACUCCGGGGAGUAGUGUUUGAGGCUUACUAAACCCUCUCACCACCGUGGUCCAGGUUUGCAGUACAGUAGCAGCUGUACCAACCGGGUUUCAAGCAAGAUGCCAACGAAGGGUAGCCGGCAUCUACUGCUGGUGGUGUCCUGUGGGGCCGCCUUGCUGCUUCUGCUCGUUCUGCUCUCCGUAUCGGGAGUGGACGGAUCGCUCCAGUACGUUGAGUCCAACUCACAGCGGAAGGCUCACUACUGUGGCGCUAAACUGAGCGACACGUUGGCUAAGCUUUGCAACAGAUUCAAUGGAUUCCGCAAAAAGUCCGAGAAUGUACUGAUGACCCUUGCCGGUCCGGAACCACACCAACUACUGGAUGAGCUAGAACGCGACAUCGAACGGCUCCACACACUGAACGAUCGUUCGGCGGACAUGAUCUACCAGGCGCUGGUGACGCUGCAGCAUCUGAACACGCACGAGGAGCACAACUUCCACCGCGUACGGCGUCAGGUGGUGGCCGAAUGUUGCUACCAAAGCUGCACGCUGGACACGCUGAAAAGCUACUGCGCCGACUUUUUGCAGUCUAGCAUCGCACCACUCUCGCACAGCACAAUGUCGUCCACGAACGGAGCACGAAGCGGAUCGCUCUACAUCCUGCAAGCGUUGGUGCUGCUCUGGUCGAUAGCGAUGGUAUCGGCCAACAAGCGAUAUUGUGGAGCGGAGCUGGUAAAGGUACUGUCCUUCCUGUGUGAUGAAUUCCCCGAUCUGCAUACGACGAGCAAGCGGUCCGCUGACAACUUCGCCAAGCCGUCGGAUAUGGCCACGGAGGACUGGAUGAACGUGGAAGACAACACGCAGCAGAUACUCGAUCAGCAGCUGCAGUCGGUCGGCAUGCCGGAUGAUCGUGCCACGGUACCCGCCUGGAUGAACAUGGUCUACCCAUCGAACUACAUGUACCGUCAUGGGGCAGGACACAACGAGCUGAUACCGGCCCGCUUCCGCAAGAAUCGUGGUGGCAUCGUGGAGGAGUGUUGUUUGCGGCCGUGCGGUAUGAACCAGUUGCUGCAGUACUGCAAGAAGGUUAGCGCGUACUAAAAGGUCAACGGGAACGAGUAGACGUCGGGCAAGUGAAGCUUAUACGCUCAUAAGUGUGUUUGGCAUAUAAUACUCUACUCAUAUUGAAUGGUUUGUGUCACACGAGAAGCAGGGAAAAUAGGAGGGAACAAGUCCCUGACGUAGGUCACUGAUGCAGGGAAUGGUUUCGUACAAAGCCGUAUUAUAAAGCACAACAUUGAACAAAGUUGAUAAACAACUCACCUUAAAAUACCUUUAGCUUAGGCUCACAAGCUCUUGCUGUUAUUAGAAACGCUUUCUAUAUUUUAACGAUGUUACUAAACACUUGUGCGGUUGCGGCAAGCAGUCCAGACCAGAUGAUGUAGGGAACCACGUAUUUAAGUACCUUAAAUGGCUGCCAAGCAUAGCUACAGAUAUUAUUGGACUAUUUGGUAAAGCAUGAAAAAUAAAAAAAAACUAUCGAUUAUUGGCCAUUUGCAAAUAGCGCAUGAACAAAACACAAA
Messenger RNA from Anopheles gambiae (African malaria mosquito), 1631 nucleotides. RefSeq lists its product as uncharacterized. The record is from RefSeq and is a predicted model, not a curated record. Gene Ontology annotation, molecular function: hormone activity. The transcript is spliced from 5 exons. Gene Ontology annotation, cellular component: extracellular region. The coding region runs from base 169 to 1149 and encodes 326 amino acids. NCBI's taxonomy places the organism in Eukaryota, Metazoa, Arthropoda, Insecta, Diptera, Culicidae.